This is a messenger RNA of Megachile rotundata (alfalfa leafcutting bee), 2301 nucleotides long. RefSeq lists its product as uncharacterized. Lineage: Eukaryota; Metazoa; Arthropoda; Insecta; Hymenoptera; Megachilidae. The record is from RefSeq and is a predicted model, not a curated record.
AACUCAUUAGACAGUUACAAUGGCCCCCAGAGUUAAACCCGCUGCCCGUAGAAGGGAGACGAAGAGUGAAAAGGAAUUAAGCAGAAGGGAUAAGCAAGGACGAGGUAAACCAGAACCACGUAAACCACCAGCAGCUAGACCUGGAAGGGGUAGAAGAAGAAUAGACAGGAGGGGCAGAGGAAGAUUGGGAAGAGGUGCACAGGAGAAGGUGAGAGGAUGGCUGGCCACGCCGGCCGAUUGGGCACGUUUCAAUGCCUGGGCCAAAAUCAAUGCUCAACCGAAGAAGAUACCGGAGCCAGAACCCAUUGUCCGACCAGCAAAGCCACUAUCAAAGCUAAGAAAAAGAAUGAACCUCUUAUCCGAACCACGAAAAGCAGUAGAUCCCAGCAUCCACUGCAAGCUGGACACAAGUGUCUCAAGAGCAGCCUUACAAGCGGUUGCAUCAAUGCGAACGAACCUACUCGCCCUGCCAAAUAUAAGAUUGAUGGACUACGGACGAGUUUUCUAUCAAAUCUCCCCGACAGCGUUGACCUACGAGGCAUCGCCGAGGAUACUCGCACUAAGUCAGCCCCGUAAAAUCCUCCCCGAGGAAUGUCAGCCUCCCGCAAUAAGCGAGUGCCGUCCACCAUUGGACCAAGAUAGGUUGAAGGAGUUAGCUAUGCAGAAGAAGUUGCUUCACUGUCCUGAACAGCUCACCAAGGAAGAAAUGGAAGAACUGUUUACUCCGUUAGGGACACGGAGGACGGCGCUGAAGUAUCGGAUUACGCCGUGGGUAGAGUUUCUGGCUUUGCCGUCGUACAAGACGAUCAAGGAAAGGAAAGACGAACAGGCGAGAAUCAUGAAGAAAACGAUAAUCAAGGACGGAGAACAGAGAGCGAAGGAGGCUUGGGUGGAGUACAAAAAGAGAAGAGCAGAAGAGAUAAAAGAAGAAAGAAGGAUGAGACGGUUGAGAAAGAAAUUGUGCGAAGAGGAGAAGAAGAAGGAGGAGCAAAGAAAGUUAGAGGAAGAAAGGAAGAAAAAGGGCGGUGAAGAACAGGAGUGUGACGAUUUAGAGUAUCUAGCAGAGGAGCCUGAAGAAAAGAAAGUGCGCGAAGAGAAAUCGAAAGUUAAGAAAAGGGAGAGGUUGAAGAGGAAAAGACGGACUCGAGAUCGCGGUGAUGCGAAGGGAGAAGGUGAAGAGGGUGAAUUGACGAAGGAAGAAGAAGAGAAAAGGAGAAAAGAAAAAGAGAGGAAAGAGAGACUGAGGAAGAAGAGAAAACACGCAUGGAGAUUUGCGCCGCUUCCUUGUAAAGAGGAUCCGUUUGGCGGAGUUGAUGAGUCGACUCUGAAGUAUGAAGCAACUCCUCGCAUGACAGAACUCUCCAAACCGAUAAUCCGUAAAAACAGAGCUAUUAAGACCCACCCUUUCGUCGUCAAAAAAUCUGCCUUAUCCGCGUCUGCCUCCGGCAGGGUGCAAGACUUAGCAAAACCACCAAGACCCCGAAGUCCCGUCGAAAGAAGACCACCUCGCGAGAAGGACGCCUAUGGAAAACCAAUAUUCAAGCUACCUCCUUACGGAAAGAAAUUGCCCAAAACGAAACCCUAUAAAAUGGGCGAGUGCCCGAAGGAGGACAAGGAAAAGAAAAAGAAAAUCAGAAAGCGUCCGAUUGAUCCGAUUGCCUACGAACCAACCGUCGAUCCUUGUAUAUAUCCAGACUUAGCGAAGAAACAGAAAAAAGAGAGGAAACGAGCCGCGAAGCUGCCUUCGGCGAAGAGGAAAAAUAAGAGGAGGGGUAGGAGAAGAGAAGCGAGUCAGAUGAAGGGACCUUCAAGAGUGACUAUAGCCGAAGUUGAAGAAGAAGAAGAGGAGGAGGCGGCAGAGGAAGCGGAGGUGAAGAUAGAGGAGGAAUAAAUACAAAUGAAAAUCAAUAUAAUAGAUAUUAAGAUUUUUAAGGGACAAUAAAAAGAAACCUGUGACUUUGAUCUUAAAAAGUUGUUCAACACCUUACACGUUUUGGAAUGAGUAACUGUUUGCACGUGCAAAUAUAUCAAUGUUAUCGUACGAAUAGAUAAUAAGAUUGCCUUAUUCUGGAUAUUCUGCAUAUUGACAGUAAUACGAACACGUGGCUCAUAUGUUUGAUUUUCUAAGAAUUUCCGCAGCGAUUACAUAAACCGGUGUAACAACGUGCAUGUAAAAGACGCUUGAACGUAAACAAGGAAAAUGCAUUAUAAAUAUCGUGUAAUCUAGUUCAGGGAACAGAUUACACUAAUCAUACCAAUUUCCUAAUCGCAUCGCCUUUACAACGAUAAAACACAAUUACC